This is a messenger RNA of Plasmodium inui San Antonio 1, 204 nucleotides long. RefSeq lists its product as hypothetical. Lineage: Eukaryota; Apicomplexa; Aconoidasida; Haemosporida; Plasmodiidae. The record is from RefSeq and is a predicted model, not a curated record. Bases 1 to 204 code for a protein of 67 amino acids. The transcript has a single exon.
AUGAGUGCAAUAAAGCAGAAAUAUGCAAAUGCUAUGGGGUACUAUUUACCUUUUAUAAUAAAGGCAGAACACAAUACAGAGGCAACGGAUGACGAAACCAUUGAUAUCAAGGAACUAUUAGGUCAAAGACAACGAAUGAUGAACAGGAUUAUAGAGGCAACGGCUGCGUUAAUAAAGGCAAGGACCAAGACAGCAACCCGCUAA